GCCACCAACCACCACCACCACCACCACCGCGCUAGGCUAUACCCACCUUACUUACUGUACCUCGCAACGCCAUGCCAACUCUGUCAGCUCUCUCUAGCUCUCAACAUCUCUCUCUCGCUUGCUCUCUCUCCUCAACCUCGUAUCAUCUCGCCCGUCCUUCCUCGUCGGCCUCAAGAGAGUUCUCCACGCCUGUGUGUGUGCGGAUAG
Bipolaris victoriae FI3 is the source of this 207-nucleotide messenger RNA. RefSeq lists its product as hypothetical. The annotation marks the transcript as partial. The transcript has a single exon. The record is from RefSeq and is a predicted model, not a curated record. Lineage: Eukaryota; Fungi; Ascomycota; Dothideomycetes; Pleosporales; Pleosporaceae.